CAGUGAUUCGCACUGUUUCCUCACACCCCUGGGACCCGGGUUUGAGUCUCCGCCUGGGUUUCCUCUGGUUUCCCCCCACAGUCCAAAGACAUGCUGAGGCUGAUUGGUGUUACUAAAUUGUGUGUAAGACUGAAUGGUGUGUGAGUGUGCCCUGCGAUGGGCUGGCCCCCUAUCCUGGGUUGUUCCCUGUCUUGUGCCCAUUGCUUCCGGCAUAGGCUCCGGACCCCCGCGACCCGGCAGGAUAAGCAGUUUGGAAAAUGGAUGGAUGGAUAUUAACUGAAGUUAUUGAUGUAGUAAAAACAAAAAAGACAAGAUUUCCAUGACCAUCCUUUGUGUAACAAAUAACUAAAGAUGCAGCCUCAUACAUAAUGGUCCAGGUUUCAUUAGUAGUGGGAAAACCACUCAUAUUCUUUUCAGUUCUGGAUGCUGUAGGAAGCAUUUCUGUAAAUACUGGGUGUGGUGCAUGACUUUUUGGGUUCGAGUCCAUGAGCGGAAGGUCGUUGGUUCAAAUCUCCUGGCCGGCAGAGUGAUCUCAUCACUGGGUCCUUGAGCUGCAGGGGGCUGGAUGCUGGCCGACCCUGCGCUGUGACCCCCAAACUUCCUCCCACCUGUAUAUGUGUCGUGUGUCUCUUGGAGAGCAAUAUGGGAGGGGCGAAAAGACAACUUCCCCAUGGGGAUGAAUGAAGCAUCAUUAUUCAUAAAUCAUUCAAACAAACAUUUCUUCGAAAAGCCUUUUUCACAGGACUGAUAGCUCUCCGAUUAAUGUAUUGUUGAUUAGGGAUGGGCGGUAAGUGAAAAAUAUAUAUAUGUGUUAUUUUGGUUUAAAAAUAUCGUAAUAAAUAUUAAUUUAAUGAGUUCCACCCAAACACAGAAUGCAAUUUCAAUUCAGUUUUAUUUAUAUAGCGUGUUUCCACAUUACAUUCUCUCAAAGUGCUUUACAGCAAAGUGCUCAGUGAGAAAGUCAAAAGGGAACAGUGGCAAGGAAAAGCUCCCUAGAAGGAAGAAACCUUGGGAAGAACCAGAUUCAGAGGGGGAGCCCAUCCUCCAGGGGGUAGCAGAUGAAGCCCAAACCCUAACCAGACUCAAAGGGGGAGCCCAUCCUCCAGGGGGUAGCAGAUGAAGCCCAAACCCUAACCAGACACAAAGGGGGAGCCCAUCCUCCAGGGGGUAGCAGAUGAAGCCCAAACCCUAACCAGACUCAAAGGGGGAGCCCAUCCUCCAGGGGGGAACAGAGGAAGUCAAAUGAUCAAGAUGGUGAAAUCUCAAUUCACAUUGUGUCAAUCUCAACAUUUGAGUCACAAAGCAGGGGAUGACAGGCAAGUGCUGGAGCCACUUUAGAUGGCAGGGCGAACAGUAGUACAGUAGCAGUGACAGGCAGAAGGGUGAGCAGGCCGGAAGGAUGUCACAGGCAGAAGGGCGAGCAGGCCUGAAGGGCGUCACAGGCAGAAGGGCGAGCAGGCCGGAAGGACGUCACAGGGAGAAGUGCGAGCAGGCCGGAAGGACGUCACAGGGAGAAGUGCGAGCAGGCCGGAAGGACGUCACAGGCAGAAGGGCCAGCAGGCCGGAAGGACGUCACAGGGAGAAGUGCGAGCAGGCCGGAAGGACGUCACAGGCAGAAGGGCCAGCAGGCCGGAAGGGCGUCACAGGGAGAAGGGCGAGCAGGCCGGAAGGGCGUCAUAGGCAGAAGGGCGAGCAGGCCGGAAGGGCGUCACAGGCAGAAGGGCCAGCAGGCCGGAAGGACGUCACAGGGAGAAGUGCGAGCAGGCCGGAAGGGCGUCACAGGGAGAAGGGCGAGCAGGCCGGAAGGGCGUCACAGGCAGAAGGGCCAGCAGGCCGGAAGGGCGUCACAGGCAGAAGGGCGAGCAGGCCGGAAGGGCGUCACAGGCAGAAGGGCGGGCAGGCCGGAAGGGCGUCACAGGCAGAAGGGCGGGCAGGCCGGAAGGGCGUCACAGGCAGAAGGGCCAGCAGGCCGGAAGGACGUCACAGGCAGAAGGGCCAGCAGGCCGGAAGGGCGUCACAGGCAGAAGGGCGAGCAGGCCGGAAGGACGUCACAGGCAGAAGGGCCAGCAGGCCGGAAGGACGUCACAGGCAGAAGGGCCAGCAGGCCGGAAGGGCGUCACAGGCAGAAGGGCGGGCAGGCCGGAAGGGCGUCACUGGCAGAAGGGCGGGCAGGCCGGAAGGGCGUCACAGGCAGAAGGGCGGGCAGGCCGGAAGGGCGUCACAGGCAGAAGGGCGAGCAGGCCGGAAGGGCGUCACAGGCAGAAGGGCGAGCAGGCCGGAAGGGCGUCACAGGCAGAAGGGCGAGCAGGCCGGAAAGGUGGUACAGGUAGUGGAGAUGUCACAGGCAGCAGGGUAGGCAGGAUAUCUUGAUAAUUUGGGGUCUCCAGGCAGCACAGCCCAGGAGGAGGAGGGGAAAUAAAAUGUGCAAUUAGCCAAAGUAGGGGAGACCCAAUGCAGUGCAAAGAGUUAGACGAGUGCAGUAUGUAAGCUCCAGCAGAUAUGGCUAUCGCAGCAUAAGUAGGAGGGAGAGGCAGGUGGGAACGCAGGCAUGGGGGGUCCCUGAAAUGUCAGCACUCCAAUUCCACAAGGGGGUGUGAAGCUAGAGUGACAGCAAUUCAAUUCAAUUCAAUUUUAUUUAUAUAGCGCUUUUAUGAACAGUCACUGCCACAAAGGACUUUACAUAUAACUGGCCCGAACCGCAACCAAGCAAGCCUGAGGUGACAGUGGUAAGGAAAAACUCCCUCUAGCAGGAAGAAACCUUGAGAGGAACCUAGACUUGGAAGGGGACCCCAUCCUCCUCAGCACAACCGGGGAGCAUGAAAAUGUAUUCACAUUAACAUUAGUUCAAGUCCUACAACAGCACUGACAGUCCAGUUUAUCCAAAGCCAAUGGCACCGAUCCCCACCCAGCUCUACACCUCACACUAUAGGUCUGACUGGGAGUGAGCAGUUAGCUAGAGCUAGAACUAGAGUCCCUAUACGCUAAACUAAACAGGUGAGUUUUUAGUCUAGACUUGAAUAUUGAGAGUGAGCCUGAAACCCACACAUCUGGUGGAAGACCAUUCCACAGCUGAGCAGCUCUAUAACAGAAAGCUCUGCAGCCUGCCGUAGGUCUUUCUACCCUGGUACUAACAGAUAUCCUGCUCCUUGAGAACGAAGAAAGCGAGGAGGGUUGUAUAAGACCAGCAGAUUACUGAGGUAUUCUGGUGCAAGGCCAUUCAGUGUUUUUCAUGUGUGUGUGUAUAUAUAUAUAUAUAUAUAU
Messenger RNA from Brienomyrus brachyistius, 3261 nucleotides. RefSeq lists its product as uncharacterized. Lineage: Eukaryota; Metazoa; Chordata; Actinopteri; Osteoglossiformes; Mormyridae. The coding region runs from base 1400 to 2356 and encodes 318 amino acids. The record is from RefSeq and is a predicted model, not a curated record. The transcript is spliced from 2 exons.